UUAACAUUGAGUAUCUCACAAAGAUUAGUACAGACAAUUAUAUUUCAAUGAAUGAGGUUUUAAAUGGUGAGAUAUUCACUCAAAAACAUCUCAAAAUAUAUAGUGCUAAGAAUAUUUGCAAUGGAAGUGUUCUCAUGCUCAGGACCAAUAAAACGCAAAAGAAAAAUACCGGUUUUAAGCAUAAAAAUUCAUGAGCUUGUUCAAUCACCGACACAGAUUUGCAUGCCAACAUCAGGUUUGUGCAUAGAGGUUGCUGUUUUAUACUCUUAUUCAGUUUUGGUUUAGCAAUUUUUUAAUCAUACGAAACUCAAACUCCCAAAAAUUGAACAAAAAAUUAUAUCAACUAGGUGACUUUCCCGUGCCCAUACACAUGUAUAAAUAUUUUAAAAUUAAUAUAAUAUAAAAAUAUUAAUAUUAUUAUUUUAAGUUUAGUUACUUUGUAAUUUAGUUAGACAUGUAAUUCAGAUAUGUAAUAUAUAGUUAAUUUCGUUAAUGUUUGGAUAUAUCGGAUUGUGUUUAUUUUUUCAAAUUUUACCAUAGUAUUUUUUUGGGCGGAGUAAAAUUUUCAAUUAAUAUUUUUCUUUACAUUUAGACUUUUGAUUUUGGGAAUAAAAAAUCUGGAUUUUUUUAAAUUGCUCAUUUUAUGGGAUAUACUGAGUUACAUAUUUCUUCAAAUUGAUGUAUAAUACUUCUGAUUUUAGUUAAACUAAAUUUGAUUAGUUUUAUUUAUUGUGUUAUCUUAGUUCUUCAUCUUAAAUAUGUACUUAUACUUUGUAAUAAUCUGAAAAAUAGAUUGACAUAAAUAACAUAUUUUAAUGAAGUAAAAACUGUUUUUUUUGUGAACUUCGUUUUUUUUAAUGAAGUAACAUUGUAUAUAAAAUAAAUGUUCAUUCUCGUACAUUUAUAAGAAAAAAGAUUUUCUUUCCUUUUUGAAAAUUUAUUUUUCGUUUUUUUAUUAUGUGAAUAUUUUUAUUAUAUAUGUUAUUGGAAAAUAUUAAAAUUGAAACAAAAAUUAAGAAAUGAAUUGACAUAAAUUACUAUAUAUUUUUAUAUAAUGGAUUAAAUAUUCCUUUCACUUGCAAUUUUAUAUAUUCACGUUAGGUAGAGAUUUUCUUUUGGAAACAAGAAAUUUUAUACUUAUCAAAAAUGUAUUAUUCCUAAUUAAUGUAGGAAAUUGUAUAGCUAUCUUACUAACUAACGUAGUAAGAUAUAUAAAUAUGUAAAUAAAUAAUUAAAGGAAACAUAUACUUUGUUAAGGCGACUAAAUUUAAUCUUAAUAAUUUAACAUUAAUUUCUAAUUAAGGUAGUAAGAUAUGUAAAUAUGUAAGUAGGAAAAAGGAAACACAUGUUUAAUUAAGUUGACUAAGAUUAAUUAUAUAUGUAAAUAUGUGACUGACGUGAAAAAAUUGUCUUUUUAUAUAAAAAUAUUUUUAAUGCAAAUAAAGUUGAAAUUUUUUAUAAUAACAAAUUAAAUUCAUUAAGGAUAUCAGAGUAAUAAACUAUCGUGAGAAUUAACAUGAGCGUGACACAUAGUAAACUGACUUCUCAAAUAAUAUUAUAGAGAUUUAUAUAAUUACAUCAUUAACAAUUAUUAUUAAUUUGUAUUUACAAGAAAUUUGACAGUUGUCUAGAAAACACUUUUCCGUUUUUAAUCUGUUGACUUACUAAUUCUUCUUAGGGCUUCUUUUAAACGUGUAUAUAUACGCAUAUUCGUUGAAAAGUAUCAGAUAUAAAUACAAUAAGCUUUGGUUAGAAUACCUAACGCUGGUUUCACAACUUUGUAAGGAACUAAUCAGACAUCACAAGUUGACAUGGAUGAAGGAAAGAUUCCAGAGAACGCCAACGAGCAUAAGCAAUAUCAAAUCCAAUCUUUCAGCGUCUUUUUUUGCUUGAGAUACUCAUGGGUUCUUUAUUCUAUGUUUUAACCUAAUAAUUGCUUUAUUGUUCUUUGUUAUGCAUGGUGAUAAUAGAUUGCCCAGGUCCCCUAGCCGAAACUGCUGGAAAGUCAGAGUCUUGCGCAGAUUGCCCUAAUCAACAAGCAUGUGCCACUGGCACUGCUCCUACGGGACCUGAUCCAGAUUUGGUUGCUAUAGCUGAAAGAAUGGCUUCCGUGAAGCACAAGAUACUGGUUCUUUCUUGCAAAGGAGGGGUUGGUAAGAGCACAUUCUCAGCUCAGCUCUCGUUUGCCCUAGCAGGAAUGGGCCAUCAAGUAGGCCUGAUGGACUUAGAUAUAUGCGGGCCAAGCAUGCCGAAAAUGUUAGGACGCGAAGGGCACCUGCUUCACUAUAGCAACUACGGAUGGAGCCCGGUUUAUGUGGAACCCAACCUCGGUGUCCUGUCCAUAUCAUUCACGCACUCCGAGUCUGAUGAUGAGCCUGCCAUCUGGAGAGGUCCACGCAAGAGCGCUCAAAUCAAAGAGUUUUUGAAAGAAGUUGACUGGGGAGAUCAUAUUGAUUACCUUGUGGUUGAUACCCCACCAGGCACCUCAGACAAACACAUCACCAUCGUCCAGUGUCUUUUAGACACGGGGAUCGAUGGUGCUAUCAUCGUUACAACUCCCCAGGAAGUCGCCAUGGCCGACGUUAGAAAGGGAGUGAACUUUUGCAAGAGAAUUGGGGUCAAUGUGCUAGGUGUAGUGGAGAACAUGAGUGGUUUAAUUCAACCGUUGAGUGAUGUCAAGUUCAUGAAGCUGACGACAGAGACCGGCUCUUCCGUUGACGUGACGCAAGACAUGAUCUCUUGUAUACGAGAGAAUGCACCUGAGCUUCUAGAUGGUGUCUUUGCAUGGAGCCAAGUGUUUGACAGCAGCGGAGGAGGUGCUGAGAGAAUGUGUGAGGAGAUGGGAGUGCCGUUUCUAGGGAAAGUUCCUUUGGAUCCACAGCUUGGCAGAGCAGCUGAGCGAGGUAAGUCAUGCUUUGAGGGUAACAAGUGUUCUGUCAGCGCGCCUGCGCUUAAGAGCAUCAUAGAGAAAGUUGUUGCUUCCAUAAAGAUGAAGGAAGACCUGAGUGGAGGAGAGAACAAAGAGACCCCAUAAAUCGAUGUGACAGCAGCGUUUUUUCUAUAUAAGUGAGAGCAGCCUUUGUUUGUGUUAAGGUGUUUUAUGUAAGUUUUUAGGCAUUACUUCACAUGUCGAACAAGAGUUUUGAACUACAACGUCUAAGAUAAAACAAACAGAUGAAAGACAGAAACAAGAAUUAGAUUUAACCGAAAUUGAAUCUAAAUAGGUAUGUACUGAAGAAAAUCUUCUCAACAUGAACCGACACACAUGUUAGGUAAUUCUUUGUAAAACCUGAUCCUAGAUAGGUGGUUUAUAUAUAUAUCCAAAAUAAAUUGGACAACAACUCAACAAGAUGUGUAUCAUGCGAACUAAGAUUGUGAAACCCGUUAUGUGAAACACCUAGAAAGUAUUCAGACUAUCUCGAUAAUUUUUGCGUGCUUCACAGAUUUCACAAUUUUGGUUUGAUAUCCAAAUUUAUCUCUAAUAGUUUACAUUUGCAUCCGUAAUUCAUGUGUACAGGCUUGUAUCUUCUUUAAUCGCAUAUUUGUUAGCCGCAAGCCUGCAACCAUCAAUCACUUUGCUUUACAUGUUAUUACAGUAUGAAAAUAGUUAUCAGUCUCUUUUUUUUUUUGUAAGCUGUUAUCAGUCUCUUUUUUAUAUUGUAAUUUCAGUCUGUUUUUAAUAAAGAAAGCAUGCAAGGUUUCGUUUCUUGAUUAUUCAGUACGAAAUUCAGGCCUAACAAUGCUACACUCAUAUGCAUGGCCAUUACCCAACACAAGCCAGCCCUGCAGCAAUUUGUAACAAACCCUUCAAAGUAUUGUAAUUUUACCUGUCUAACAACAGCUUACCUAUGAAAUUUAACGACCAAUUAACAACGAUUGUUUAUGAGGACUUUACAACGAAAGAAAAACUUUACAAAUGUAUGACUAUGCUUCUGUAAUGUCAAAAGAUUAACUAAGAAUUAUGAUUCGUUGUUAAUUCGUCGUUUUUAAUUCAUCGUAAUCCCCAGCUAAUGACAAAUGUAGCUGUCGUUAUGUGCAUGCUUUCUUGUAGUAAUAUCGCUGAAAGGUAAAAGAUUAAUUCUAAAAUAUGAUUAAAUUGCAUAUUUAAUCAUAAUCGUACUAAACAGAAAUUCAAUAAAUCGAAAAAGACACCCUUCAGUUUAGUUUAAAUUUAAACAAGCAGAAGGAAACGAUAGAUAAAUUAGACAUGAUUCUUGUUUUUUUUCUGUGUAUGGAUGAUGAUAUUAGCAAAUGGAAGUUGAUUUAUAUAGUGAUGGUAUGCAUGUAGAUAUUAAUAGAAUUGUUCAUGUCUUUUGAUAUACUGGGUGCGUAUUGUCAUUAUUACUUUUAAUGGUGAAUUUAAGAGUGUAUUGAUCAUGAUUUCAUACGUUAGUGUGUGAGCAAAUUUUCUUUAAUUAAUAAAUUUUUUGUGUUUUUUUUUUUUUGGUAAGUUGGAUGGCGAAAGUUAUAAGUAGCAGUUAUAGAAACUGCAUUUUUAGAUCAUAAUAUAUAUGCUGUGAUUUCAUAUAGUCUUAUUAUUUUUAGUUGUCGUUUGAAUUAAGAAGUAUUAACGGUAUUAUUUGUUUUAAUCGGAAUACAUAAUUUAUAAUUAUCAGAAUAUAUAUAUAUAUAUAUACAUAUAUAUACUGAUUAUUUACGAUGUAUAUUUAUGUUACGAUUAAUACACAACGUUAGGUGUAACAAAUUGGUUUUACCCACUAACAUUUAUUCCUUAAAGAUUAACACUACCGUUGUGUAUUAAUCGUAACAUAAAUAUACAUCAUAAAUAAUCAGUAUAUAUAUAUAUAUAUAUACAUUCUGAUAAUUAUAAAUUAUGUAUUCCGAUUAAAACAAAUAAUACCGUUAAUACUUCUUAAUUCAGACGACAACUAAAAAUAAUAAGACUCUAUAUGAAAUCACAGCAUAUAUAUUAUGAUCUAAAAAUGCAGAUUCUAUAACUGCUACUUACAACUUUCGCCAUCCAACUUACCCAACAAAAAAAAAAACAAAAAAAACACAAAAAAUUUAAUAAUUAAAAAAAAUUUGCUCACACACUAAC
Brassica rapa (field mustard) is the source of this 5059-nucleotide messenger RNA. Its product is annotated as cytosolic Fe-S cluster assembly factor NBP35. Gene Ontology annotation, cellular component: cytosol. Lineage: Eukaryota; Viridiplantae; Streptophyta; Magnoliopsida; Brassicales; Brassicaceae. The record is from RefSeq and is a predicted model, not a curated record. Gene Ontology annotation, molecular function: ATP binding; ATP-dependent FeS chaperone activity; 4 iron, 4 sulfur cluster binding. Gene Ontology annotation, biological process: iron-sulfur cluster assembly.